AUGGGUACUCCUUCAUCCUCUCGUCCUCCCUCUCCAUCGCCACUCCGGACUGACAUGCCUCUACCCGGGCUGGGCUACUUCUCUGUGCCGUUCGAACGAUUUGCGCGCGAUGAAAUUUCCGACUGGGCAAGCGGAUUUACUCUGCUUGAUACCCUGGAAACAUAUUUCGAUUCACGACUAGAUCUCCUACAGCGGCGCCUGGCAAAGCAGAGCGAGCGACUGAAGACGCGGGCGGAGGAGACUCUCACUGAACUCAAGAAAGAUCUUUUCAGGAGGAGAUCUUCCGCAAGCACAAGUCAGCAGUUCGAACGGGAGAUGCAGAAGUUCAAGGUGAAGGUGUCGUCGCGAUUGAUUUCAUUGGCAGAUGCAUGGCAUACGGCAAAUGUUGUUCGAACGCGUGAAAAGCUGACGUUCUUCUGCGGCGUGAUGUCUAUUCUUUUCACGGCACUGUUGUUUGGCAUGGCUCCUGAAUGGAUCCACAUUGCAUAUACUCUGCAGGCGGCAUAUUACCUCCCCAUGCGCGUGUUUAUAUACAAGAGACGCGCAUGGCAUUACUUUCUGUUCGACUUGUGCUAUUAUGCCAACAUUCUCAACUUCCUCUACAUCUGGCUGGUCCCGUCCAGUUCCGCACUCUUCGUCGCGUGCUAUUGUUUGUCGCAUGGCUCCCUGGCUUCCGCUGUCAUAACUUGGAGGAAUAGCCUCGUAUUUCACGACUUCGAUAAAGUGACGUCGUUAUUCAUACACGUCUACCCUCCGCUUACAUUUACAGUCAUUCGGCACUUCUAUCCUAACGCUGAACAGCGCUUCCCUGCGUUGGCGGAACUGCCCCAUUUAGAGCCAAUCAAAGCGCUGUUAUUGAGCGGAGCCAUCUAUUUGAUAUGGCAAACACUCUAUUGGAAGUUCGUCUUCAUCGACCGCCGAACCAAAAUUGAAUCGGGGCAGCGUAUGACAUCGCUUUCGUUCCUGUUGAACGACAAGAGAGGUGUCAUUGGACGAGCGUUGUCGAAAGUUCCACGACAGUAUCGGGAGACCGUGUUUAUGAUAGGACAGCUUGUAUACUCCGUCCUGACUGAAUUGCCGGCCGUUUUCCUCCUUUAUGACAGCUCUCUCUGGAGUGGGGUGUUCCUUAUUUUCAUCUUCGCCGUCAGCGUGUGGAACGGAGGAGGGUUCUACAUUGAGGUAUUCGGGCGAAAGUUUGAACGAGAAUUGGAGGCCUUGCGUAAAGAGCUUGCAGAGGCCACUUCUCGCUCACAAGGCUCAAGUCCUAUACUUGACCCCCAGAGUGACGAUGACUUAUCCACUGUUGCUGGCUCGCCUGAUAUUGUUGCGAAAACUCUUUCACCUGAUAUCUCAGCCACUGACUUGCCCCUUGAUACGCCUCUAUCGUCCAAUUAA
Messenger RNA from Fibroporia radiculosa, 1395 nucleotides. RefSeq lists its product as uncharacterized. Gene Ontology annotation, biological process: phosphatidylcholine biosynthetic process. NCBI's taxonomy places the organism in Eukaryota, Fungi, Basidiomycota, Agaricomycetes, Polyporales, Fibroporiaceae. The coding region runs from base 1 to 1395 and encodes 464 amino acids. The record is from RefSeq and is a predicted model, not a curated record. The transcript is spliced from 9 exons.